AUAGAGAUGCUAAACAAUGAAGUAACACCACCACCGCAGGAAGUGAGAGAGUGGCAAAGGAAAAACAAAAGACAAAAGAAAGAACAAGAGGAGCAAAGAGAAUUCAGGAAAACAGAGAGAAGAAGAAGAAAGACAAAGCAUCCACACAAGGGCACACUUGUGAAGAACAAAACAGAGCAAAAAAAAGAGAGAGAAAGGGAGAGAGAGAGAGAGAGAGACUGACAAAGAUCCAGAAGUAAGGAGGGGCAAGACCGGCAGUAAGUAUGCAGCAUUUAAGAUGCACAUAUUUACUCUGCAUUAAACAGAGCACACGCUGGGCUUCCCUCACUUUCUGAAGACCACCAACAGGAGAAAGAUCCACUGAGGAGGAAAAAAGAAAGUCGCCUGCAGGAGAACGAAACAGCCACCUGAGCUGAGAAGCACUUAGAGAAGCCUACCUGCUGCUCCGACCGAUAACCAGCCAUCAAGAUGCUGCAGCAGAUUCUCCAAGAUAUGUACAUCGAGCCUGAUCUGCUGGGAGAGCUGAACGAGGAGCAGAAGCAGAUUCUGUUCUACAAGAUCCGUGAGGAACAGGUGCGCCGCUGGAACGAGAGGGAGAGCAGAGAUCCCAUCCCAAACAUUCGCAGGAGAAGCGGUCGGCGAGGGAUCCGUUGGCUCCUGGGCUCAGAUGCUGAGGUGUGGGUGUGGGUGAUGGGGGAGGCCCCCGGAGACAAGCCAUAUGAGGAGAUUGUGGAGGAGCUGAUGGAGGAGAGAGCCAGGAAGCAGGCCCAGAGAGAAGCUCAGGAGCUCCGGCGUGUGAAGGAAGCAGAGAUUGAAAAGAAGUUCCGAGAUGCCAUGGCGAAGGAGAAGGCUCGCUUUGUGGCAGAGAAAUGGAGGGAGGAGACAGAUGACAGAAAGGCAGCCAAGCAAGAGGAGGAAGAGGAGGAUCGCAUACGAGAGGAGCUGAAGAAAUGUGAGGAAGAAGAGCGGCAGAGAGGAGAGGAGGAAAUCCGGCAAAUGGAGGAGAGGCGAGCGAAGGAGCUGUACAUCUCUCUGAAGCAGGAGGAGAAGAGGGGCGACCGGGAUGACAAAGAGUGGCAGGAACAAUUGCAGCGCUCCAAAGCGGCCGACGAGGAGAUGAAGUGCAAAGCUCGGCGUGCCAGAGAUGAGUACAAACGCCAGUCCCUGAGAGCGAUUGAGAAGGGCCUGGUGGCCGGCCUCAGCGGACUCUUCCAGAAGACCCAUCUGAACGGCUCGAGUCAGAACCGGCGCCACAGCGGCGUCAUCGAGCAGUCUGCCGCUCUGACUGAGGCCAGCCAAUCGCCGGCCUCUACAGGAAGUGCAGCCGCUCCAGCCCAUAACCGCCGCAGACAGAACCGCAGAUACAGCAGCCCUGUUACACAGUCCAUAACGGAGGGUCCAGUGUGGAUUCGUCCAGCCAGGCCAACCAGUCGUGAAUCCAUCCUCCGCUGGUUUAAGGAGGAGCAGAGGCCCAGAAGGGCUGGAUACGAGCGGAUUAGCAACACUAUCGCUCCCUGGUUCCAUGGUAUAAUUUCACGGCAGGAAUCAGAGGCUCUGCUGAUGAACGCGUCAGAAGGCUCUUUCCUUGUAAGAGUGAGCGAGAGAAUUUGGGGGUACACCCUGUCCUACCGCACAGCCUCCGGCUUCAAACAUUUCCUCAUCGACGCCUCAGGCGAUUACUACAGCUUCCUGGGGGUGGACCAGAACCGCCAUGCCACGCUAGCUGACCUCAUCGACUUCCACAAGGAGGAAGUGAUAACCACAUCUGGAGGAGAGCUGCUGCAGGAAUCGUGCAGGCUGAAGGGCUCCAGUCCAGAUUAUGGGGGGCUUUUUCAGUGAGGCCUCUCCUAAUCUUCAUUAUCUCUCAAGACGUUGACCUUAGCCUUCUUUUAACAGUAGUUAAAUUAAUGAUUUAGCAACAAUACAUUUCCACAAUUUCCUUUAGAAAUCCAUUAGCAUGUUUGAAAGCAUAUCUGAGAGCUUUGCUUCACAAGCUUAGCAGUAAUGCCACACAGCUAAUGUUCACUAUAUGUCCAAAUGUUUGCAUAGAUUGUUAACACAGAGGUGCAAAUACAUGAACACAGCUUGUCUAAUCCUAGUCUUUGUCUAGGGUAGAGGGGUAUAAAACCUAUAAUAUAUAUAAAGGCCCCCUGAAAAUUAAGCUGUGGAGCAAUGGAUCUCUGAGUUGGGGAGAGGUGGGGUAUGUGGUGAUCAUCAUAUAUCCUUACCUUAUUGACACUGCUGAAUUUCUGACACUGCUAGUUGCUGAAUGUGAUCAAAUCCUCAAAUGUUUCCUGAGACAGUGGAAUAUCUUCAACAAAAGAAGGUAAACAGUAUUUAUUUAUUACUUGAUAUUCAUUAUUUCAAAAGAAACAAUGAAUUAUCAGGUUGCCCAAUACGUUUGACCAUAUUGUUCGGUUAGCAAGUACUGUAUGCUCAUUUCCCCAUGUCCCAUAAAAGCUCAAGAAAACAGCAAUGACCUGCAGGAUAUACAGCUCUGGAAUAAAAUUAGAGAGCCUUUCGGUUUCUGAAUCAGUUUCUCUGAUUUUGCUAUUUAUAGGUAUAUGUUUGAGUAAAAUGAACAUUGUUGUGUUAUUCUAUAAACUACGGACAACAUUUCUCCCAAAUUCCAAAUAAAAUUAUAGUCAUUUAGAACAUUUAUUUGCAGAAAAUGAGAAAUGUCUGAAAUAACAAAAAAGAUGCAGAGCUUUCAGAUCUCAAAUAAUGCAAAGAAAACAAGUUAAUAUUCAUAAAGUUUUAAGAAUUCAGAAAUCAGUAUUUGAUGGAAUAAUCACAUUUUUCAUGCAUCUUGGCAUGUUCUCCUCCACCAGUCUUGCACUCUGCUUUUGGAUAACUUUAUGCCUUUACGCCUGGUGCAAAAAUCCAGCUUGAUGGCAUGUGAUCAUCCAUCUUUCUCUUGAAUAUAGUCCAGAGGUUUUCAAUUUGGUAAAAUCAAAAAAACUUAUCACUUUUAAGUGGUCUCUUAUUUUUUUCCUGAGCUGUAUAUCUGUGAGGCCUUUUGCAAUAAAUGUGAAUGUGAUUUCUGCCAGAAUCUCUUUUUUUUUACAUGAAUGGGCAGUUCUAGACAGAUGCCUCUGGUCCUGAUCUUUCCCACACACUGUGCUGUCCACUGUGAGUGAUAAUGCGUUAUAUGAAGUAUUUCUGUUACAUAUGUAACACUGUAGACAGAGGAAUGUUAAAUGCCUGCACACGUUUAGAAAAAAAAAACAACCCUUCCUUCUGAAAUCUAGUAUCAUUUUUUUGUUUUUUUGUUUGAUGGGUUGAUGGGGAAGGCCAAACUUGACCUUUCAUAGACUAAAUUACUCGUAUAACUAGAUAUAACUAGACCUCUAGAAACCAAAACAUCUGAUACAGCAUAAAAUAAAACAAUUGUGAUAUGUUUUCUGUUACUCCCCUGCCUAUGUGGAUUUUAACACUGUAAAAUUAAAUACUGCUUAUUUUACGCGAGAACUAAAAUGCGCUUUUGUCUGUGCUGUUCUCGUUUUUUUAUAGAUAACUAUGCCAUGCA
Molecule: messenger RNA, 3529 nt
Organism: Astyanax mexicanus (Mexican tetra)
Lineage: Eukaryota; Metazoa; Chordata; Actinopteri; Characiformes; Acestrorhamphidae
Gene: sh2d4bb
Product: SH2 domain containing 4Bb
Exons: 8
Coding region: 469-1839 (456 amino acids)
Cellular component (GO): cytoplasm
Source: RefSeq, a predicted model, not a curated record